Messenger RNA from Lemur catta (Ring-tailed lemur), 999 nucleotides. It is a transcript of the gene ARL3, whose product is annotated as ADP ribosylation factor like GTPase 3. Gene Ontology annotation, molecular function: GTP binding; GTPase activity. Bases 192 to 773 code for a protein of 193 amino acids. NCBI's taxonomy places the organism in Eukaryota, Metazoa, Chordata, Mammalia, Primates, Lemuridae. The record is from RefSeq and is a predicted model, not a curated record. Gene Ontology annotation, cellular component: microtubule cytoskeleton; cytoplasm. Gene Ontology annotation, biological process: cilium assembly. The transcript is spliced from 5 exons.
GCGCUUGCGCACUUCGGGGAAAGCGGAGCUGGACCCCGCCCCAUACCGCUGCUUUGCUUCUCCACUGUGCGAGCGAGGGACGUCGGGGGCGGCGCCGCAGCAGUUGCCCCUGGUAACGGGGGAGGCUGCAGCAGGAGCAGGAGGAGGAGGAGGAGGAGGAGGAGGAGGAGGGGGAGGGAUUCGGCGGGAGGAUGGGCUUACUUUCAAUUUUGCGCAAAUUGAAAAGUGCACCAGACCAGGAGGUGAGAAUCCUUCUCCUGGGCUUGGAUAAUGCUGGCAAGACUACUCUUCUGAAGCAGCUUGCGUCUGAGGACAUCAGCCACAUCACACCUACACAGGGUUUUAACAUCAAAAGUGUACAAUCACAAGGUUUUAAACUGAAUGUGUGGGACAUUGGUGGACAGAGGAAAAUCAGACCAUACUGGAGGAAUUAUUUUGAAAACACCGAUAUUCUUAUAUAUGUAAUUGACAGUGCAGACAGAAAAAGAUUUGAAGAGACAGGUCAGGAACUAGCCGACUUACUGGAGGAAGAAAGGCUAAGUUGCGUGCCAGUGCUCAUCUUUGCUAAUAAGCAAGAUUUGCUCACGGCAGCCCCCGCCUCUGAAAUCGCAGAAGGACUGAACCUGCACACCAUCCGCGACCGGAUCUGGCAGAUCCAGUCUUGCUCAGCUCUCACAGGAGAGGGCGUUCAGGUGAGAAUACAGGAAGGCUUGGUCACCUGGCAACAUGGCAGCCAACCAAGGUGGUUUUUCUUAUUGGUUGGGCUGAUCUAGAUAGAAAAAGGUAUGAAACAAAUAGCCUUGCAUUGGCAGAUGAACCAUUCCAAGAUGAGAGAGCAUGGAGGCGUUUGGCUCUUUUCUACUUAGCAACCAAUCAGAUAUCAUGACAUGUUUCAAGAGAGCCACUGAUAAGCCAUCCCACACAUGCAACAAGCUUUCCCUGUUGGGUGGAUGUCAGAACAGAAGACUUUGAAGAUUGUUCCUAACUUUAGGAUUCAUG